This is a messenger RNA of Echinops telfairi (small Madagascar hedgehog), 2646 nucleotides long. Its product is annotated as rho family-interacting cell polarization regulator 2-like. The record is from RefSeq and is a predicted model, not a curated record. NCBI's taxonomy places the organism in Eukaryota, Metazoa, Chordata, Mammalia, Afrosoricida, Tenrecidae.
AUGGAUGCUGAGGCUCAUGGAGAUCCCCCAGGAACUCCAGGCCUAGAGAUGUUGAAAGGAGACAAGGACUUUCCCCUGAACGGAACCAACAGAAACUGCCUUCCCCUACAUGUCGCUCAUGCCCUGAGUUCUAACUUCGGACUUCGUAUCCUGGGAGAGAAGAUUUCCUCCGGUCACCAGGCGGAGCUGGACAAGCUGACAACUCUGUUAAAAGAUAUGAAGAGAAACUCCCAUCUGGGUGUGCUGUAUGACCAGGACAAGCAAAUUAAAACCAUCGAAAGGUACAUGAGACAUCUGGAGUUACACAUUAGUAAGGUAGAUGAGCUCUAUGAAGCUUAUUGUAUCCAAAGACGCCUCCAGGAUGGUGCCAGCAAAAUGAAGCAAGCCUUUGCCAUGUCCCCUGCCAGCAAAGCUGCCCCGGAGAGUCUCGAGAUCAAUCGGAGCUACAAAGAGCACACAGAGAACAUGUGCAGCAUCGAAGCGGAGUUGGAGAAUUUGCUGGGGGAGUUCUCCAUCAAGAUGAAAGGUCUGGUUGGCUUUGCUUGUCUCUGCCCCAGAGACCAGAAUGAGAUUUUCAUGAAGUACGGCCGACAUAGGUGGAAACUGAAAGGGAAAAUAGAAGUCAACGGCAAACACUGGGAUGGAGAAGAAAUGGUUUUCCUGCACCUGAUAGUUGGGUUAAUUUCCAUCAAGGUCACUGAGCUCAAGGGGCUGGCAACUCACCUCCUGGUGGGCAGUGUGACCUGCGAGACCAAAGAGCUGUUUGCAGCCCAUCCUCAGGUGGUGGCUGUUGACAUCAAUGACCUUGGCACCAUCAAGCUGAACCUGGAAAUCACCUGGUAUCCCUUUGACGUGGAGGAUGUGACCCCUUCCUCGGGCACAGGAAACAAGGUAGCUGCCCUACAGCGGAGAAUGUCCAUGUACAGCCAGGGCACCCCGGAAACACCCACCUUCAAAGAUCACUCCUCCUUUUCGAAUCUGCCUGAUGACAUCUUCGAGAAUGGGAAGGCUGCCCAGGAGAAGACGCCACUGUCCCUGAGCUUCAGCCACCUGCCCAAUGGAGACUGCGCCCGGCCUUCCCUCGCAGGGGGCUCUGCCUCCAGGACAUGCCCGGCCAACCCAGAAAUUACCAUCACGCAGAGCGGAGCCCCGACAGCCUGUACUCGCAGAACGACUGCACCGACGACUAGCUCAGCUUCUUCCAGCAGCUCCUCGGCCGCAGGGCCGCAGCCAAAGCGCUCCGGGGAGGACGAGGCCAAGCCGGGGCCUGAGCCCACAGGCCCGAUGGCCGGGCAGCUGUUCACGGAGCGGGAUGUUGCGGAGACCCUUCUGCAAGAGUCGGACGAGGCCUCCAAACUCAAGCCCGUGGAGCUGGACACUUUGGAAGGCAACAUCACCAAGCACCUGGUCAGGAGGCUGACCUCCUCCGAGGUGCCGGGGCUGCUCUUGAAAGGCUCUGUCAGCGGGGAAUCUGAAGGCUUUCGGUCCUUCCUGGACGGGAGCCUGGAGGAUGCCUUUAGUGGGCUUUUCCUGGCAUUAGAGCCGCACAGAGAGCAAUACAGAGAGUUUCAGAAUCUGUGUCGAGAAGUCAUGCAUCUGGAUGAUAUUCUAAAAGAUGCUAAACAUCUUAAUCAGAAACUAAAUGAUGCUGCCUCUUGGACGUAAGUCACUGAGGGUGAAUGAAGCAACGGUGCUUUAAAAGACUGAAAGACGUGUCCCCAUGUGCUGUUCUGUCAUCUUGAGUGUCUGACACAGAGCCCAGCAAGGCCCUCCCCACCCUGUGCUAAGACAUGUGCAAGCAGUACCCACCACCUGACUUGAUGGAAGACGUUUGGUUCUUCUUCCUUGCAGGACUUGUCCCCUUCGAUCCACCGCAGUGUCCUCUUGAAUAUUUGAAAAUGCUCCUCUCUUCCCUGGUGCCCCUAGCAACUAGCAUUACUCUAUCUAAUGUUUCUGUUUGUGGCCAGCAGUACAGGAUUCUUCAGGCCACAGAGUGAGUUUGCGCCUGUAAUUCCAGGGCCCAGUCCAGGAGGGUUUUGUCUGGUUCCUUCAAAGACAGAACUCAAGACUUUCGUUUUCUUCUCAACUCUCCAAGAAAAGGACAAGGUAAAAUGCAUUAGUUAGGGAGCAUGACCUAGCUGGAUUGGAGCCAUGUUUUGUUUAUUUGUGUGUUUCUGGGAUUUAUCCUGUGACUCCUUUAGCAAAAGUGCCUUAGAUGGCUAGCUCCUAUCUAAGGACACUGAAAACAUUGCCACUUGGAAGGUAGAUAUUGGUAGUACUUGGCAUUGACUCUGUGACUCUUACAAUUAGCUUACUGAUUGCAUUUUUAUUUGGGGUUGAGUAAUGUAAGUGGAGGAAGGGCAUCAGUUACGUCUCUCAAGGUUUUCUGGUUGUAAUAUUUUAAACUGUUGAUUUUGGAAAGUUUCAAGCCGAAGUAGAAAGAAUCAUGUGAUGAAUCCCAGCAUGCCCAUCCAGGUUCCAUCAUUACCAACCCCUGGUCAACCUUGUUUCAUCUCUUCUUCUGCCUGAUAUCUCCCUCCUGGAUGGUUUUGGAAUAAAUCCCAGAUACAGUGUUAUUUUAUCCCUGGAUGUACCACUUUUUGUUAUGUUUUAUUUUUAUAUAUGCAAGUUUUACAUACAUGGAAA